CUCGGAUGGCGAUUAGGCAGGACUGGCACCGCUCCCUGGGCCGCGCGCCCUCGGUAUAAGACCCGCCCACUCGAUCGCUGCUGGGCCUCGUCGCCGCGCCCUCCGCACCCAUGCUCGAUACUGCUGCCCCCUUGUUCGACGUCCAGCCGCUCAACAGCUACAACGUCGCGCAGCUCCGAUACGCGUUCGAAGACGGCAAGUCCCUCGCCCUCGACGCCCUCCCCGACGCCCACGCCGUCCCCUUCGCGUCGCCCCUCUUCUCCGCCCACGACUACGACGCCCGCCGCAUGUCCACGUCCGCCACCUCUGACAGCAGCCUCCAGUCGCGCCCAGAAAAGCGCGGUCCGUCGCCCUCCAGCUCCCCGCUUCCCAAGAGGUCCCGCCCAGACAUCUCGCUCGACCCCAACGCCUGGUCAAACCCGAACACGCCCUCGCCACACCCGCCCACAGAGCCUGAAGAGCGCCCCGACGCAGACCCCGCACGCGUCCAGCUCCCGUCGCUCGCGUCCACCUUCCAGGACCGCUACGAACGGCGCGCCUCGCUCCCGACCCUCUACUCAGACAACCCCGCGUCGCGCCUCCGCCUCCCGCCGCCGGGUCACCGCCCGAGCCAGUCCUCGUCCGGUCUCGCGUCGUACCAAUUUCCCAACUCAGAUAGCAUAGACAGCACCCGCUCGUCCGCCAUCUACGAUUACCCCGCCUCCGGCCUCUCCCAGUCGGGCUCGAGCUCGUCCUACAACUUCUCGCCACUCCAGACGGACUACUCGCGCUCGUCCGGGCUCUCGUCGUCGAUCUCCUCCGAGUCGGACUGGUCCGCAGGAGGCAUUGUGCGGCCCAAUUCGACGCCCGGCAACCUUGCAGGCGUGCCUGGCCUCAAAUACGACGACGCGCUCCGCCACCCCUCCCUUGGUUCGCAGGAUCUGUUCGGGGGUGUCACCCGGAUCUCGGGCCAUCACGCCUCGACAGAUCGCAGUGCGCGUCAAUCGUCCGGCAUUAAGAGCGAGGAGUGGUCCUUCCCCUCCAACGACUUCAAUAUGAACCCGCCCUCCAGCGCGCCGUCCUACCCCUCCACUCCGUCCACUUCGGCGUCUGCAAUGACCUCCUCCGCACCCAACAUGUCUGGCACGAGCUCCCCUAACCGCUCGCCCCAGUCCGCCUCUGCCGCGAGUCUCGUCGAGCGUCCUCCGCGCAAGCGUGGUAAGCUCCCCAAGCCCGUCACCGACUUCCUCAAGGACUGGCUCCAUCGACACUCGGACCACCCGUACCCUAGCGAGGAGGAGAAAAAGCAGCUGUGUAACGCUACUGGUCUCAGUAUGAGCCAGGUGUCCAAUUGGAUGAUCAACGCACGGCGACGCAUUCUCGCGCCAGCGCACCGCGCCGCACAAGGUCCGACGACGACGACGCCGUUUAGCUCGCGUCCGGGCCCCGGCGUCGUCCCCAGCGUGCUCGACACCGGGCGGCGCGCGUCGAUGCCGACGGACAGCCUGCAGCUGUAUUAUCCGAUGUCGCUGCAGAGCCUUGGCGGCGACCCACACAUGCCCGCGAGUACGCGGCAUAUGGUGAGCAUGUCGCGCAGCCUAUCGAGCAGUAAUGCCACGGCGGGUAGCCUCAGCCAAGGUCACCAUGGCCACGGCAGCAGCCCAUAUGCGCUUGAUGGAGGGUACUCCACGAGCCACUCGCGGAUGGGCUACGGCUCGAGUGGCUUGAGCCACGGGCACUCUUCGCAUGGGAGCUCAGGCUACGGGAUGGGUAUGUCGAUGAGCUCGAGCAGCGGACUGUCGGGAAGCUCGAGCUUCCUCGGCUCGUCGCAAAACCAGCUCUACGGCCACUCGUCCGGCGGGUACACGCAGAGCCCGCAGAGCGGCACGCGGAUGACGAUCCAGCAGGAGGACAGCCAGGCGCGGUAUACGUUCCCCGACCACUCUGUCUCGCCACAGCCUGGUCCCGGCUCGGGCUACGGCACCCCGCAAUAGUCGCGGGUCGCUGUAUGCGCGGGUGGACACCCCCACUGACGGCCACUGCGCCUGAGGCGUCCAUCUACGCCCGGGGCCGACCCCGCGCUCGGCCCACACGCUGCUUCGCGAGUUCGGCUUCGCACAAGCCUCGCGGGUGCACCUCCACGUACGUUCCAUACCCUGUUUAUCGCCUCGCCUCGCUCGACACCCUCGCAAGCUGCAAGCGCGCACGACGUCACGUUCCCCAUCCUGCCCUGCCUGUGCUCACAUGUCCGCAAGUAGACCUAUCAGACAGCCCUCCUAAUCGCCCGCGCGCCCCUGGCCGAGGCGCACACAUUCUUG
Molecule: messenger RNA, 2297 nt
Organism: Rhodofomes roseus
Lineage: Eukaryota; Fungi; Basidiomycota; Agaricomycetes; Polyporales; Fomitopsidaceae
Exons: 4
Coding region: 111-1973 (620 amino acids)
Biological process (GO): regulation of transcription by RNA polymerase II
Molecular function (GO): DNA-binding transcription factor activity, RNA polymerase II-specific; RNA polymerase II cis-regulatory region sequence-specific DNA binding
Source: RefSeq, a predicted model, not a curated record